Molecule: messenger RNA, 677 nt
Organism: Triticum aestivum (bread wheat)
Lineage: Eukaryota; Viridiplantae; Streptophyta; Magnoliopsida; Poales; Poaceae
Exons: 2
Coding region: 165-677 (170 amino acids)
Source: RefSeq, a predicted model, not a curated record
UACCUUUCUCUCUUGUAAGCCUCCUUCUCUACGUGCCACGUGCCGCGUCAGGCUGCGGCUGCCCACCGCUUCGCUCCAACCUUAUCUCAUCUCUAAAACGCAGCUCCUCCACUCAUUUCUUCUUUUCUUUCUUCCUCUUACAUCCCAUCACCAAGAGAUUAGCCAUGCCGAGCAGCCGAGCACCACCACAACAGCUAGGAAGAUGGAAGAGCUUUGACGCCGGCCGUCGGCACCAACAGCCGGAGCUCCUCCGUUGCAUCGCAGGAGGCGGCAUAGUUGCAAAGCAGCGCCCAUUGAGGGGAGCCAUGUACUCGAGCGACGGCGGGGGAGCUGCAAUGGAGCGCUCGACGCCGACGGCGGAGCUGCAAUGGAGAUGCUCGACGCAGGCGCGGAGCUGCAAUGGAGCGCUCGACACCGACGGCGGAGCUGCUCGACGCAGGCGGCGGAGCUGCAUUGGAGCGCUCGACGCAGGCGGCGGAGCUGCAAUGGGGCUGCAAGUCGUCGGCUACGGAGCUGCAAUGGAGCGCGUCGGGUCCCGGUGCUGCAUCGCUGCGCUUGUGGCUGGCUUGGUGCAGCGUCGCCGGCGCCUCUUUGGGGGGGGGGGGGGGGGGGGCAUUGCAGUGAAGCGCUGCUGCCACGCCUUGGGUCUACGGUGUUGCCAUGACCGGCGGCGGUAA